CUUAAAUUUGUCGGUGCAAACGGCCAUGAGUGUGAAUAAGUGCGUGCAAAUAUAAAUAAUAAAUUGCACGGCCUUCAACAAAGGAAACGUCACAAAACACACGUUUCCUGGUCUACAACAGACGUGAAGUUGCUUUCAAGUAUUUCCCAGUGAUGCCAAUUCCACUUUCAUUGGCACCAAUACAUGAUUAGAAUUGGGUAUAAAAAAAUUGCCAAAUAAAUUGCAUAGUGUAAUCAUUGCAUCUUUUUGCAAUAAUUGCUGCAAUAAUAGCAGCAAUAGUUGCUGCAAGGAUUGGAAUAAAAAUUGCAUCGUUUAAUACGGCCUUAACCCUUGACAGAGCGUUUUACGAGAGCUCUUUUUAACCAGGAACACUAAUUAGGCGAUGGAAUGUCUUCAGAAAUAGUAGUUCGAGUUGCCAAAAGUAGUUCAUAUUACUUACACCAUGUGGGCUGUUAGAACUACCAGAUUUAAAAAAUUUUAGGUUAGUAAGGGCGCUAUUUUUCCGCAAUGUAGAAAAAUGUAGUUUUUUGAAACUCAUUGGAGCCAUCUCAAUUGUUAAACGAUGUGUUAAUUAAAGAAUGGUUGCGGUGUCAUUCUUUGCUAAAGCCCGCGUCUAAUCAAUUGACAUAACCUCAAUCGCCAAGAUAAGCAAAACUAUGUACGAUCGCCGCUGUUCCGAAGCGAAGAAUGUGAACAGCCCACUAGAUGAGAUCAGCGACGAGCUCGAAGUGCUCUUCGGGCACGAAACUCCUUGUAUCGCUUCGAAUUACGAGGAUUUAUUCGAUCGCACAUACCAGAGCAACUUGGUGCUGCUCGAGGCGGACGUCCUCUUCAACAAGCUGCUAAGGCACUGGGUGCAAUUGGAAGAGACCGUUUUGGAAGACUCGCAUUGGCCCAACUUAAAUUUCCGAGAGAUUUCUCGUCAGAUCUGUCGCACAUUGGAACUACUUCGUUACUCGUUCGGAGCGUUCUACAGGGAGGACCGACAGAGCGCGGUCGACGGCGUGUUAAAGUACACCAAGCUGCUGGGGGUGGCGGUCAGGCGAUGGAGCUCCAUGAACGAGCGUCUGUUGAACAAAAUAGUGUCCAACGCCGUGCUCGACGAGAGCCUGCCCAACUAUCACUACUUCCACACGUACCUCGACAUGCAGUGGCUGAUUUUAACGCUGGAGCAUUUCUCGGGAGAGGGCGUUCGCAAUUUCCACACUUUGAUUAACGAUUUGAUCACGGUCGCCGCCAGGGUCGGAUGCGCCUUUAUCUGUAGCUGCACGAAACGUCUCUGGUUGCUCUUGCAGUACUACGCCGAGAGAUCGCAACGGUUCGUCUUCUGGCAGAGCUUCAACGACGCCCUACGCGACCACGACGAAGUCUUCGUCCUUCGGCUGCUGUCCGACGUGUCCGUCUUGCAGGGCUAUGACGAUAACGCUCGCUACGUCGGUCCCGGCCACGCCCGCGUCCGCGAGAACUACGCGCUGAUCGAAAGGACGCUCAAGUCGCUCAACUCCAAGUGUAACGCUAGCGCGACGCACAACGGGCUCCUUUUGGAUUGCUGCUCGACCAUCUAUCCGUUGCUGAGCAGUUGGUGGACGGACGUCGUCAAGUCGGAGCCCUACCAGAUCCUGUGGGAGAUUUUUUACAAGCACAUCAACUUGGCGUUCACCGAACCGGCGGUCGAGUCGGCCAGCGAGCUUGUCGACGUUGUCGGUCACAUUUCGCCCUCGUCGACGGACAGCUACGAGUACUUCUUGUUUAUGCUGAAGGCGUACCUCUCCGAGCAUCCGGGCCAGUGGCAGAGGAUACGCGGUCGCAUCUACUCCAAGCUGCCGAACAGCAAAGUGAAGGAGCUGACCAGCGUCGGCCUGUACAAGAUCGCGCUGCUGUUCCUCGCGUUGGCGAACGGCGAGAAUCUGCCGGAAAUCGCCGAGAAACUCAUGGCCCUUCUGCAGAACUUGCCCCCCGACAGUCUCACGAUCCACAUCCAAAUCGCCCUGGCGAUUCUACACGCGCGCGCCGGAAUGUCGGUACGCCCCGUUUGCCUGCCCCUAGUCGCCUCAGUUGAACAGAUCGUGGAGGCGCGAGAGAAAUUUAACGUGAUCCGGGCGUACGUUGACGGUUUCGAUGGCGUCUUUAAAGCCGGCGGCGAUUACUCGCUGCAGCAGCACGUUAUGAUUAGCAAGUGGGUGCAGAGGUACUUAACGGCCUGCUCGUUUACCGACUUGUGCUACUUUCUCAACAUUUUAUCUUGCAAUGUGAAGGUACUGAGAAACGACUACCACUGGACCGAAUGGGAGCCCGUACUCAAGCAGCACGUCCUACCUGCCCUGAAGUCGAUCGCGACAUCGUCAAAUUGCCCGUCGCAGGUGGGGACGGUAGCGGCACUAAUCGACUCCAACUUAUCAUCGGACUACGUUUUGAUCUUCACCUCGGACCUCAUCGCCGUCAACGUCACGUGUCAGUACAUGAUUACGCUGCUGAGUGACAUUCCCGAGUAUCACUGCGGACUGUCCAAAAAUCACGAAACGGCGAUUCUGCACGCGUGGACCCGCUGCUGUCUGCUGAACUGCGAGGGAAUCGCCGCCCUCUCGCAAUACGUCACGAAAAUUGGCGCGUUGCGCGAGGCGUUUGACCUCACGAUAAACCCGCGCAAUCCGCUCUGCAGCUGCAUAUCGUCGCUGAGCAGGUGCACCUCGAAAUUGGUCAACCAAAGGGAAAUCUGCGAGCAGUGCUUCGGACGCCUCGACAGUUGGAUUUUGCCGCUUCUAGCGUCACCGACGUCCGAACCGGCAACCGUUCACAUCUACACCUGCAUAUCGCUCCUGUUCUUCCAGUGCGCGCAGUUCUUAUACCACAAGAACCGCUCGAGUUGCCUCCUCAAUCGUCUAGUCACCUUCUUUCUGCUCUCAACGAACAUCCUAAUCGGCAAAAAACCGCACGCGUACGUCCUGAGUGCGAUUCAGCGCACCUGGCACUUGUUCAUGCAGGGAAUCUUCUGCCUGGACGGCAGCAACGACGCGUACAUCGAGCGGACCUUGCGCGAUCUGGUGGCCCGCUACCUACCACUGCUGUCGACCGACGACUCGCCGAUUCUAAAGUGCCUGGGUAACGAGCGACUGGCCGCCUUUAUUUUCGAACGCAUUUCCGCCAGCUUCCUCUCGCACACCUCGCGCAGUUCCGAGAUGAACACCCUGAGGGCGCUCAAGCUCGUGCAGCUCGCCCUCGAGCGGGGCGGCGCCACCGACCUGAUCCUCCAGGCCGCCCUACCGGCGAUCCUCGAAGUUCUCAUAUUCAACAACAACAAGGGCACCGCGAUCGAGAUAGUCAAACACGUCGCGCUACCGGAACAGUCGGAGGGCCAGCAGUUGAGGUCCGCCUUUAUCGCGGUCACCGAAAAACAUUUGGCGUUCAACACGAAUCAGUAUUUUCAGUUUGCCAAUUCUCUCGCGAAGGUUAUACCGAACGUGAUGCCCAAGCUUUUGCCCGGCAUUAGGAAACAGGUCGUCGAAGUGGAGCGCAUGCGCGGCGUCGGGUACGACAACACGCUGCGGCAGGGCUUGGAAAGGCUGGAGGCCCUUUUGAAAUCUGAAAAAAAAAAAGGCAAAGCGCAAUACUGUCCUGGUUAAAAAUAUACCACUGGGAGGUUUGGAGGGUAUGGAAUAUCUCCCAAUGAAUUUGAAAGAAGAUCAUCAAGUUUCUCUUUGCUGAACAGUAAUGUUCACAGGGGGUCACAGACCCCCCGGUUGUACAUUUUUAAACAAAGCAAUCCUGCCUGGCUACCUAGAGAUUCAAAUGGCGACGGGACGACACCUGUGCGGACCUCGCGUUACACGCGUCAAAGUAAUUUCAAAGCUUAGGGGUCAAUGAGAGGCUCCUUCACCGAGGCCGUAGCAUGUUCAUCCAUCAUCUUUUUAAACGACACUGUGCUCACGAUGUAUGUAUCAGGAGAAUAUAAUGUCUGAGGAGGUGAUUAAACAUUAGGUUAAAGUUUUAGUGAGGUUAGGUUAGAGUGGUAGUUAGGUUUGGUCAGGAAUC
Messenger RNA from Photinus pyralis (common eastern firefly), 4029 nucleotides. Its product is annotated as protein MMS22-like. The transcript is spliced from 4 exons. Gene Ontology annotation, biological process: double-strand break repair via homologous recombination; replication fork processing. Lineage: Eukaryota; Metazoa; Arthropoda; Insecta; Coleoptera; Lampyridae. The record is from RefSeq and is a predicted model, not a curated record. Bases 657 to 3620 code for a protein of 987 amino acids. Gene Ontology annotation, cellular component: nuclear replication fork.